This is a messenger RNA of Formica exsecta, 2351 nucleotides long. Its product is annotated as major facilitator superfamily domain-containing protein 12-like. Gene Ontology annotation, cellular component: membrane. Gene Ontology annotation, biological process: carbohydrate transport. Bases 823 to 2235 code for a protein of 470 amino acids. The record is from RefSeq and is a predicted model, not a curated record. Gene Ontology annotation, molecular function: symporter activity. NCBI's taxonomy places the organism in Eukaryota, Metazoa, Arthropoda, Insecta, Hymenoptera, Formicidae. The transcript has 6 exons.
AAGCUCAGUCUCUUACCUGCACGCAACGCAGCCGGUAUCCGAUCGCGAUAGUAUAUUCGUCGUGACAAUAAAGUGAAAUCUUCUAAUAUUUUUUUACGGCACGUUUUAAAAUAUUCAUAUCAUUCAGAUUGAUAAAUCACGUAAAUUACAAUCUGAUUACUUUUUCGAUAAGCUUUAGGAAAUUCAGUCGUAAAGUAAGACACUUGUUGGUAAGACGGUGUCUUGUUCGCUUUCAUACAUUUUUGUGUAAUUUUAUUUUUUUAACUAAAAGAGAGAGUCUCGAGUUUUUUCCUCUCUCUUUUUUUAUCGACUGUGUGUAGCCGAUCGCGUCUUCUGUAAAAUAUUAAAUUAUUUUUUAUAGUUGUAUGUUAAAUUUAUAUUUAUUGAAAUACGUAUGCACAUGUGCGUGUAUUUUAUUUUAAUAGUUAACAAUAUUUUGCCAGAGUUUUUGUUAACUUUUCCUGUAAUUAUGUUACCCUUAAUGAGUCAUACGUUGAACAAUUGGAUCGAAGUGGUCGCAUCAUUAUUGUAAUAAGACAUGCUAUUAUCGAUAUACGAUCUAUAUCUAAUCCCUCGUGUGAUAUUACGAUACAUUGAUGCAUAUGCUUUUAGUAAACUUAUUCAUAACUAUCAUGCAACCAUUCUAAUGAAAAACUGUUCUAAGGAAAAAUAGCUUGCAGCUAAAUCUAAUCAAGUGAAAGGAACAUUGACCACAGAUAUUAUCUUUCGGAAGUACAACAAACAAAAUAAUAUCAUGAUGGAUUCACCGGAAUCCUGAAAGUUUCCAUCUCUACAUCUUGGAAAAUACAAAAUCUUAAAAAAAUGAAUAAUGCCGGCGAGCGAACGCGUCUCGUGGACACCGGAAGGAUUGCGACAUCCACGAAACUUGCUUACGCUCUUGGACACGUCUUCAACGAUCUGGCGGCUGCCAUGUGGUUCUCCUACACUCUAAUUUAUCUUCAACGAGUGGCGUUAUUAGAACCCAUCGUCGCCGGUGCGCUUUUGCUCCUAGGUAAGCGUCCAAUUAUUCAUACACGACGUGGACGACGUUAUCUUAUUAUUAGUCAACGAUUGAUUAAUGUCGAAACGAUUUUCAUUCAAGGACAAGUCAUCGAUGCGAUUGCGACACCUGUGUUUGGUUUCCUGGUCGAUCGUUACAGCAAGAAGAAGAUUUGGCACGUUUUCGGUUCUGUCAUAGUCACCCUGUCCUUUCCCGUAAUAUUUGGCGGUUUCGCCAAUUCGUCCGCUACGACAGCUAUGUUUUUAUAUGUAACGAGUAUUACAAUAUUUCAAACGGGUUGGGCGGCCGUACAGAUUUCUCAUCUAUCAAUGAUUCCCUCCUUAACUAAUUCUCUCCUGGCUCGAGCCGAUUUGACCGCUAUAAGAUAUUCCGCCCAAGUUAGUGCGGCCGUGGUAGUUUUUAUAGUUACGUGGAUAGUUUUACCGACUAGUGGAGAUGAGUCGAUGGUUCAGUUGGAUCAGCAGGACGAUUAUAAAUUUAGAAAUAUCGUCCUGGUUCUCACGACUCUCGGUCUGACCGCAACAGUUUUUUUUCACAUUUUUCUAAAAGCGAAUCUCUUGGAACGAGAAACGUCUCCGAAAGCGAACAUCGAGGAGCCGAUUGGAUCGUCGAACCGUCGAAUGUCAUGGAUCGAUAUCACGAUCUUGUUGAGAGUCGCGAUGCUCUACGUAGCGAGCAGAUUAUUUAUCACUCUUAGCACAGUGUACUUGCCACUGUAUAUAGAGGAAACCGAAAUUGGCGGCAAGAAGGCAUUGGCCACUGUGCCACUGGUCUCGUACAUAUCCUCGUUCGUGGCCGCUUUCUUACUUAAAUACAUCAACAGAAGUUGCGGCACCAAGGUGUGCUAUUUUCUCGGUGCUACAGUAGGAUUAGCGGCAGCAGUCGUUACGGAAUUUGUCGCGGGUAAUACGACGGUCGUGUACGUCAUCGCCGUAUUAAUUGGCGCGGGAAGCUCCAUUACGAUGGUCACCGCAUUGAGCGUCACCGCCGAAUUAAUCGGCUCCAGAACGGAGCGUAGCGCGCUCGUGUAUUCCAUCGUCACGUUCCUCGAUAAAAUAAUCACCGGGCUCGUGGUGAUAUUCAUCGAGAAGUGGAGAUGCAACGACAAGGAACUUUGUUUCAAUUAUAACCGAGACACAUUGUCUAUCGUAUGCGCUUCCUCGAUGACACUGGGACUCAUAACUUUGAUAUCUGUAUCGCGUUGCCUAACUUGAGACACAAUGACGGAUCGAUAACGCCUUUCGCAUUAUGUCUGUAUAUAGAUCGCAAUUUUAUUUAUCCUCCCGUUGAAAAUAUUGCCAAGGGACGAGCGAUAUAAAAAAAAAAAAUU